Molecule: messenger RNA, 557 nt
Organism: Didymella exigua CBS 183.55
Lineage: Eukaryota; Fungi; Ascomycota; Dothideomycetes; Pleosporales; Didymellaceae
Exons: 3
Coding region: 134-430 (98 amino acids)
Source: RefSeq, a predicted model, not a curated record
UCAACCUUCUAUUCCGCUCAUUACCUCGUCAAUAAAGGCACUUGGCAGAAGAAAGAUGCCCGUGCCACGAAUGGCACGAAUCAAGUAAGGUACAGAGCGGCGCAACAAGACUCGCCGCAUCCCUGCACAUACGAUGGCGUGCCCUAGAGCAGGAUGCUCACUGUCCCUGUUCCUCGGUAUACGUAUAAAUUCGGUUUUCCGGGGUACUGAGAGUAUCUGGAUCAUCUUUUUGUACAGAAUCGAAUGUAUUGAGACUGGAUGCGAUGGUUGGGGUAUCUCGGGUUUUACUCGUCCAUCAUCGGCGUACUCGCGCGAAUAUCGGCCUAAAUGCUUUCUCUUACCUAAUAGCGUUGACAAUUAUUUCCAUGAUCAUCACAGUUGCUGUCAGGCGUCAGAUACUGUCCACAAGACUCGCACUCACAGAAAUUGAGCCUGGCCUGACUUCGGAGGUUGCUCCAAGUGCUCACUAUGUUCGUCGCGCUGUGCAGACUUGAGCGCACAUUGCCACGAGACUUACCAGCUUGUAUGAUAACAGCAUUUCUCAGGCUGCUGUCAGC